This is a messenger RNA of Necator americanus (New World hookworm), 1362 nucleotides long. RefSeq lists its product as uncharacterized. The record is from RefSeq and is a predicted model, not a curated record. Gene Ontology annotation, biological process: hyaluronan catabolic process; carbohydrate metabolic process. NCBI's taxonomy places the organism in Eukaryota, Metazoa, Nematoda, Chromadorea, Rhabditida, Ancylostomatidae. Bases 1 to 1362 code for a protein of 453 amino acids. The transcript is spliced from 12 exons. Gene Ontology annotation, molecular function: hyalurononglucosaminidase activity.
AUGCAGGUGCUGUUACGUUCGCUAAUUUUACUAAGUUUCCUGUUGACCAUGCAUUUCUUGAGCGCGUUCAGGGUGCUCUGGAAUUUCCCUUCAAAAGUGUGUCAAAAAAACCAUAGUAUAAAUUUCACAAAAUAUGAAAUCGAAACUAAUAAAGAUGUUGAAUUUUAUGGCGAAAAAAUUGUGAUUUUUUACGAGUUCGGAUUCGCUCUCUAUCCGUAUUUCAAGAACUACGAUGAGAGUAACCCAAUUAACAAUGGAACACCUCAGAAAUGUGACUUGGAAAAACAUCUGCAGGAGGUCGCAAACAAUAUUACAAAACGAAUUCCACAACAAAACUUCUCUGGUCUUGGAAUAAUUGACUUAGAGGAAUGGCGCCCGCUUUUCGACGAGAAUGGAUAUGGAACCAAGCGGGUGUAUCAAAAUGUGUCAAUUAAAAUUGCAAAGGAAAACCUGCGAAACGAACAAGAUGAGAAGAAAAUUAAGAAGAAAGCAAUAAAGGAGUUCAACAAAGCUGCUAAGAAGUUCUUCGUUGGUACAAUUAAAAAAGCAAAAAAUAUGCGUAAAAAAGCCAAGUGGGGUUUCUACGGUUUCCCCUACUGUAACUACGAUGCCGGUAAGAAUGGAGAGUACAACUGCUCAAAAAGAUAUCAGGAUUGGAACGAUAAGAACUUCUUCGUUAAGACAAUUCAAAAAGCGAAAGAAAUGCGCGAAAAAGCCAAAUGGGGAUUCUACGGUUUCCCCUACUGUAACUACGAUGCCGGUAAGAAUGGAGAGUACAACUGCUCAAAAAGAUAUCAGGAUUGGAACAAUGAAAUGAUGUUUAUCUUCAAUGAAAGCACUGCUCUUUUUCCUUCAAUAUACCUAGGAUUUAAUGCGAGCAGUGAGCAACGGUUCCGCUACGUUCAGGCAAUUUUAACGGAAGCUCGAAGAAUCGCUAAGAAAUUCAACCCGCCACUACCGAUAUACGCAUAUACGAAAAUUGAAUACGACCCACUGAAAAAACUUGAGGAAUUCUACAACGACGAUGAUUUACUCACAACAAUAAGACAACCGGCUGACCUCGGUAUCGAUGGAAUCAUCAUCUGGAGUAGCAGUAACAAUAUGACGGAUCGCUGCUCAAAGAUCAAGGAACAAGUGGAAAAAAGGAUCGGACCAAAUAUUACAAAGACAGUAGAGGGUCACAAGAAAUGUCGAACAGAUAAGUGCGGUGGUCACGGGAAAUGCAUAUUACCAAACAGCACAAUGCACACCCGGAAGCACAACUACGAUUUUAAAGAUAGUGAAUACGAAUGCGAAUGCGAUUCUGACUACAGCGGAGAGAAAUGUUCGCAGAAGAAAGAAGAACAGAAAAAGAAUAGUUAA